Mesorhabditis belari is the source of this 213-nucleotide messenger RNA. NCBI's taxonomy places the organism in Eukaryota, Metazoa, Nematoda, Chromadorea, Rhabditida, Rhabditidae. The record is from the annotation of a GenBank genome assembly.
AUGCCGUGGAUUGGGGUGGCGUUGCGAGGAGAAGAGGGGAUUACGGUCAGAAUCCGGAUGGGGAAGCAAGAAAUGAACACGGGUGUUGCAUCUGAUGCAGUCAAUGCCCGGCACCUCCCUUGUCAAGUAGGAAUGGCAGGGAGAGAGGGAGGACCUGGCACUGAUAAGGAUGCAGGAUUCUUGCCAGGAAAACAGGAAAUGUUACCCCCUACA